This is a messenger RNA of Bactrocera latifrons, 5834 nucleotides long. It is a transcript of the gene Nost, whose product is annotated as nostrin. Lineage: Eukaryota; Metazoa; Arthropoda; Insecta; Diptera; Tephritidae. The transcript has 7 exons. Gene Ontology annotation, molecular function: protein binding. The record is from RefSeq and is a predicted model, not a curated record. Gene Ontology annotation, cellular component: plasma membrane; cytoplasm. Bases 1154 to 4999 code for a protein of 1281 amino acids.
AAGUGCGUGUGCAAAAUUUCAGAUCGAUAUCUCAAAAACUUAGGGAGAUAAUAGACUCGCAGACAUGGCUAAACUGACUCACCUCGUCACGCUGAGCAUUUAUAGAUAUAUUUUAUAGAUUCCCGGGUAUUACUUUCUGGGUGUUACAUACUUCGUCGCAAACUUAAUAUACGCAGUACAGGGUAUAAGAAGACAGCAAAAACAAUAGUAAUGUUAAUUCGUUGCUUCUUUUUGUGAUUUGAUCGCAAAACUAAUAGAAAAAGCUGGCAAUAAAAAGUGUUGACCAACUGCAACCAGUGAAGUGGACUUACUGUUUACCAUAUAACGGUAUCUUUGGAAAAAACAAGUGGCCUUAAAUAAGGCAAAUAAAACAGAAAACAAACACAAAAAGAUUAAGAAACAAAAACAAACUGUGAGUUGUUGUUGUCAUGCUCGCUGUGUCCACAAAGAACUGACCUAAUGCAUUACCGCAGUCAACAGAAAAAGUUGAAAUGCCACCAAAACGGUGCAAAUGCUACAACAGCAAGAAUCACAACGUCGCUGCUAACAACAAUGCAACAAAUUUGCAUUUCUCACUGCUAACAGUUGGCUUCUUGUUGACAAUUGAAUUGUUCACCUGUUGUCUGUUCUUCUUCAAUCACCUGCACAAGCUACAAACAACAACAGCAGCAGCCAUAACAACAUAAACGAUUUUAGUUAAAGUUUUUAGAGCGAUUUGCUCACCAAGUGUCUGGGGGCAGCGGUAGCGGCGGUCAGUUGGGUGUUGAGUGAGGAAUGCGCUGGGUCGAAGGUGAUUGAGAGCAGUCGCCUAUUGUGCAUGUGACAUACACACAUACACAAACAUUUACGUAUGUGCUACAGAAGUGUGUCACGGCAGCUGAAGGGAAGGUGAAAGAAUUGGAAUUAUUUGCAUAUUUCCGAUAAGGUUUCCAACAAAGUGAAUUUGGCUUAGUUUUUUGAAGCGCGAAAUGCUAAGAAUUUCUUUUCGUUCAAAGUGAAAAGCGUCAGCAUUUGUGGGCUCCGUCGAAGAAUUCGAGGUUAAUGAGCGCAACCCUCCCGGUGACAACAACACGACCAAAGUGGACAUUUUAAUCCGCGCACGGGUAUUAAUGUGUAUUAGGAGCAGCAGCGCUUUUGUUAAGAGUUGCACAAAAUGAAUCGUUUACGCACGCAAAAAUUCAAAGUAAAUGCGGAAAAUAGCAAUAACAACAACAACAUCAACAAUGAGAAUAACAAUGGCGGCAGUAACAACAAUGUGAGCGGUUUACUGCCAACGAGCAGUCUGCUCAACAAACUAACGAAGCGUUACUCGACGCUCAGCCAUCGCAUUACACGGCGACAUCAUGCGGGCCGCAAAGGCAGUUCACCGCAGAAAGUCGCCUCGGGCAGUUACGAUAUGACCGGUGCGCAUUCGGAUGAUCAUCGCUUGGAAAUCGGUGCACCAGUGCUGAUAUCAACAACGACACUGGAUGCGGAUCGCUUUGAUGUGAGUGAGGAACGUCUGCGGCAGAUUGGUGGCGGCAUAGCGGCAACCAGCACCAUGGUGCGUACGAUCAACAUACAUUCUUCACCGCAAAUGCCAUCAUCAGGUAGCGAGACGGAGGUGUAUGCUGAUGCUUUGAGCACGCCGCCAGUCGUGGAUGAGCCAGCUGAACCGGCUGGUGUUGAGGAGGAGGAGCGCUACGAACUAGCAUCGGCGGGCACACCAAAACAUGCAACCGAGCCUGCAGAUCCACUUGCUGAUCUCAAUGCGCGUCUUCUAUUGAAAUUACCGAUAUUUCCUGUGCCAGAGAUGAACACGCAAAAUGUGUCAUCCACUUCGGUCGAAUCGCCUGCAAGUAGUGUGGAACAACGCACUCUGGCUGCGACUGCCAGCGAAAAGGUGUUAUCGCCACCUAAGCCGCGCAUACCGACGCCACCACCCAAGUUGCGACGCCGUCAACACUCGAAAUCGGCGCAGAAUCUACACCGCGCAGAGAUGAAGAUCUUUCUCGAAAAGACGCCAUCCAUGACCUUGGAUAUGAGCUUAACUACAGCAGAUCUCGAAAACUGUCGUGACUUACCGCGUUUACCCGAGCUCUUCGGUGUUAGCAAGUGUAGCCUAGCGCCCAGCGAUUAUGAGGGCAAUGACGCCGAUAAGGAAAACUCCUCGCCAUCGGUGGAGUUGUCACCACCACAAUGCAAAAGUGAUCCGAAUACACCAAUGUGCGCGGAGCAAAAGGUUUGUGGCUACCUCUCGCAACAGCUGCACUUCAAGAGCGUCGAUUCGUUGGACAUGCGCCACACGAACGGUGGCAAGCGUCGCAGUGUUGUCUUCUCCAGCAACGCUUCGAUCAAUCAGCAUGGCUCGAAGAAUAGUCUGACGAGUCACGCUAGCACCAUUGAAGAGUUCGAUUUGAAGUCGGUGAGUUGUCAAAGUUUGAAUGCGCAAAAUCUAUUCGUCUCCAUCGAUGAACUUAACGAGAUCACGCGCCAAAUUAACGAGUCCGAGGAGUUCAAUGAUGACAUCGAUUUGGAAUACUGUCUACACCGUGACAACCUCAAGCCCAGCGAACGUCGUAUUACGCUUUUAAAGAAUAAAAACUCGCGCCUUAUAAGUUUCAAUAAUAAUAAAGAGAAGCUUAGGAAAGGUUGGCAUGACGUUAAGCACUGGAUUGGUGAGGAGAGCACCAAGCUGAAGGAAGUGGUGCAGAAGCAGGCUAAUUUGCAACGCGUCGCCACCUCUAAGCUCAGUCUCAACAACUCCGAGUGUCGUCACUCGCCGUCCGUGCAUGGUAGUGUGCUGCUGCGUGGCGGUGAUAGUCGGGUGGGGAUGCCUGCGCUGCGCGACAGCGACACAAGUGUUGUUAGUAUCAAUCUGCAGCAGUCGCAAGGCGCCACGGCAAGCACCGUAACCAGUCCAAACUCCGCUUUCGGCGUGAGUACUGAUGAUUUGGUGGAUGGUAGUGGUGCUGGAGAUGUAAGCGGCGGUGGUAAUGCUGAAAAUGAGGAGGAUUUGGAGUCAUCGUUUACGCAACGACCAGCUGAUGAGACACCAACGGUCGCGAAAUUAUUUGAGGGCCAAAAUGGCUUCGAAGAAUUGCGACGCUAUGUAAAACAAGGUGGCGACUUCGGUAAGGAGCUGGUAAUGAUACUACAAGAAAGAGUUGAGUCUGAGACAUUAUACUCGAAAUCUCUCUCGAAAAUGGCCAACAAAUUGAACAAAGCCUGUCGUGAACUGCCCGGCAGCAUAGCCGAUGCUUGGCGUGGUGUUGCUACCGAAAUGGAGAAUCGCAGCGACAUCCAUCGCCAGCUGUCGGCUUCACUCACAGAUGAAAUUGUCAAACCACUCAAGAAUAUAAUCGAUGCACAUCACAAAACCAGAAAGUCGGUUGAGAGCAACGUGGACAAGGCCGCGCGCACACUAGCCGAGUGGCGUGUCAGCGAGUCUAAAGCCAAGAAAUCGUCACACACAGCUGCACGCGAAAAUGAGAAGCUACAGGAUGCCUUACUCGAUGUACGAAUACAGAAAUCACCAUCCAUUGCGCUGCUACAUCAAGGUCCCAAUAAGCUUGCUGCUGAAAAGGAAAUCAGAUCGGCUGAGAAAGAUUGCGCCAAAUUGGAUAGCAAACGUAAGAAGGCCGAGGAGGCUGUCAAGCGUGCCGAUGUCGAAUACUAUACGCUCUGCAUACGCGCCGAACGCGCACGCGUCGAUUGGGAGAUGGCUGUGUUGCGCGGCUCCUCACUGCUGCAGAAUAUCGAAAAUCAACGGUUGGUUAGCAUGAAAAACUUCAUUGCGAAUUACUCGCGUCUCACAUCAAAUAUGAAUCCCAUUUUGGAUGGUCUAAUGCAACGUCUGCAGCCGCAAGUCGACGCCUGCAAUGUGCUGAAAGAUAUGCAGGUGGUUAAGAAUAUACGUCGUAAUUCGGAGGGUCCCAGCGAGCAAUUGCUGCCGGACUUCUAUUGUGAACACACCACUUUGGCUAUGAAUCGGGAGCGACGCAAGCAUGCGCUCAUCAAGCUGCUGCAGUUGGUCAAAGCGGAUUUGGAGCGUGAGCGACGCUCGCGUAAUGGACUAAAGGGACUUUCCCAGUCAUUGAACAACCAAGAUAAUCAAAAUAUCACCGACAAAUUGUAUCACAUACGAUCGAUGCUGACCUAUUUGGAGGGUGCACGCUUCAAAUUGCACUCAGCACUAUUGGAGUUGGAUCACAAGCCGAGAUCGUCACAUCCACUGGCACAACAUAUACAGGUUACACGCGACCGCACCGGCCUACAACAGAGCGUACUCAAAGUGCCGCUCUGGCUAAAGAACAACGAUCGCAUGAGUCAAGACGACAGCGCAUCGGUACAAGAAAACGAAUACGAAUGCGUCAACCAAGCAGCGAAUAUAUCCAACGCCAGCUGUACCGAUCUCAGCAAGGAUAUACUUGUACGCAAGUUCAGUCGCAGCAAGAGCAACAUUGAGACGCUCAGCAACAAGACACAGCUUUGCAUUGCCAGCAUUGAUAAGACUAAGACAAUACCGGCGCAUAUCGACAACGAUCCGUAUAGUGAUCGUGGUCAAGCCGAUGGCGGCUCAAAUCAACAGGACUCCGAUUUCGAUGAAUUCAGCUCGCAGGACGAAGACGACGAGCAGACGACCACCACAAACAGUUCGGCACGCAAAGAACACAAAGCGAUUAUAGAGAAGAGCACAAUGUUGGCGAACGGCACGGCCACGGCUAUGUCUAAUGGUGCGGCGACGACGACGACGCCUACAAUCUACCAAAAUGCGGCUGAGCUACAUAACGGACAAAGCAAUAUGAACGGUAAUGCGAACGUGAAUGGCAGCGCACCCGUUAUACUGAGCCGUUGCAAAGCCUUGUACAGUUAUACACCGAAAUUGUAUGACGAGCUGGAGCUAACGCCGGGCGACAUCAUCGAGGUGCACGCCAAGCAGGAGGACGGCUGGUGGCUGGGCGCGCUGGGAAAUCACGUGGGCAUCUUUCCGGCGACAUACGUAGAGGAAUUUGCUUGAAGCGCGUAGUUUAGGCGUUCUUAUUAAGUGUAAAGCAAAAUGUGCGUUUGCAAGUGCGUCGUUCUAAGCGUCAAAAGCAGACAAGUAUGUGUAUGUAUAUGUAGCAGACUACAUGAAGACGUUUCGGCAAUGAAAACAUUUUUGCGAUAUAUGACCACCCGUAUUUAGACGCCUUCACAUUAGCAAUAACUUGUCUUCCCUACGACUGCCAAAAGGGGUUCAAAAGCAGAGCGCUCAAGUUAUACAAAAAGCAUCAUUAAAAGUUAGCUUGAUACUCUCAAAUUAGUUCUAGAAAAGCAGCAGACAUAAAAUUUGCAGUUUUUUUUUUGCGAAAAAAAUGGUUUUUGAGCAAAGCAAAGAUAAGAAAAAAAAAGUAAUAUUAUAUGAGCCAUUUGGCUGGCGCUCGAGCUAACGAAUCUGUUACGUCAUUAAUUUAUAAAGUGCAUAAUCACUGAUUAAUUUUCUUUUUUUGUUUUAAAAAAGUAAUUUAACACAUAAUUUUAAUGCAGCUUAAGUUGUUAAAUUGAUUUACUUAUGUAUUGUAUGUAUUUACGUAUAUGCGAUGAAGUGUUUUAACUCAACAAAAAAAUUUGUAUAACCCAACCAACUCACAGCCAAUUCAGAGGGAGUUCAUGCAUCACAGCUGCUGACUGAGCGUUAGCAUUGACAAAAAACAACAAAAUAUGGAGCCACAUCGUGAAAAAGCGCUUGAAGUCAUUUAUAUAUUGCAACAAACAUAUUAUGUUCUAUUAUUAGUACAAGCUUACGUAUAUUAAUAUUUACAUAUGUAUUUACCUACUUUUAGAUUUUAGCAAUAAAAAUGUAUUGUUUGAAA